Messenger RNA from Nylanderia fulva, 3123 nucleotides. NCBI's taxonomy places the organism in Eukaryota, Metazoa, Arthropoda, Insecta, Hymenoptera, Formicidae. The record is from RefSeq and is a predicted model, not a curated record.
AUGGAAAACAGAUUGAGAAAUCGAUCGGAACUGUAUUCGCAGUAUAACGAAUUUCUAGCGGAAUACGAGUCCCUCGGACAUAUGACUAGCGUCGACGAGUCGGAAAAAACCGAGUAUUUGCCCGUUUACAUUCCGCACCACCCCGUGAUUCGGGAAGAUAGUUGCACGACUAAAUUACGGGUCGUUUUCAACGCGUCGUGCCGAACUAGGAAUGGCACGUCGUUGAAUGACUUUUUAUUAAUAGGGCCCAAAUUACAGCAAAAUCUACCUGCCGUGUUAUCGCGAUGGCGACGGUGGAGCUUCGUCUGUACGGCCGACAUCGCCAAGAUGUUUCGGCAAAUUCAAAUUCAUGAGCAAGAUUCAGACUACCAAAGAAUUCUUUGGCGUCUUCAAGCGGAAGCGCCCGUUCGACAUUUUCGCUUGUUAACGGUCACUUACGGUCUCGCUCCCGCUCCGUAUCUCGCGAUGCGCGUAUUGAAACAGCUCGCCCUUGACAAGGGAGAAAAGUUCAAGGCCGCGGUUCCUAUCCUAGGAGAGUCUAUUUAUGUAGACGACGCCCUGUUUGGCGCGGAUGAUAUAAAAUCUUUAAAAAAUACUCGCGUUCAAUUGAUGCAGUUAAUGGAAAAGGGGGGAUUUCAAUUAAGGAAAUGGGCAUCAAAUUUGAUCGAACUUCUCAAGGAUUUGUCUGUUGACCAAUCGGAAGUAACCGAUCAUCUAAUCCUGACGGAAGAUUCACUUAAAGUUCUCGGCCUGUCAUGGAUGCCUAACGAAGACUUGUUUCGCUUGGUCGUGAACUCGACCACCCCCAGCGUUCCUACCAAACGCUCAAUUCUUUCAUUUAUCGCGAGGCUUUACGACCCUCUCGGAUGGGCCGCUCCCGUCGUGAUCGUGGCAAAAAUAAUACUUCAAGAGCUGUGGUUGUUACAUUGCGAAUGGGACUCUCUCAUCUCCGAUGAGUUAAAGUCCCGUUGGAAUUAUUUUGUAUCAGAAUUUCACAAAUUAGAAAUGAUCAAAAUUCCACGGUGGACUGGUCAAGGUCCACAAACUCUCGCGCUAGAGAUACACGGUUUCGCUGACGCGUCAAAUCGAGCUUAUGCCGCCGUCGUAUAUCUUCGCGUCUAUCAUUCGCUUUCAGACUUCGCAAUAAAUUUAAUCGCAGCAAAAACAAAGGUCGCGCCCGUGAAAACCGUGAGCAUCCCGCGUCUAGAGUUAAACGCGGUAGUGUUAUUGAGUCGCCUCGUAAAGUGGACUGUUAAUUCGUUGCAGUUAGUUGGAACUCCGAUCCAUUGUUGGACGGAUUCCACGAUAGCUCUGGCGUGGUUGCGCCAGCACCCAUCAAAGUGGAACACAUACGUGGCCAACCGCGUGGCUGAAAUACAGAACAAUUUGCCAUCUACUCGGUGGAGUCACGUACCAUCGGCAGAGAACCCGGCGGAUUGUGCGUCGCGCGGGCUAUCCGCGUCUGAGUUAGUGUCACAUUCGCUAUGGUGGACGGGACCACCAUGGCUUCGGCAACCUUCAACGGCUUGGCCGAUUCAGGAUAUGACGAAUACUAGACUCACUAAUGAACUACAGCAAGUUUCAGCUGAACUGCGAAAAACCAAAGUUCUUCACAUUGAAGGUGAAGAAGAGUGGGAUCUACUUUACAAAUUUUCAAGUUGGACGAAGCUCGUCCGAGUGACGGCUUACGUCCACAGGUUUCUCGCCUUACUGCGGAAGGAAAAGGUUCGUAAAUUUAACAAAAAUUCGACACUGAGCGUCGACGAGCUUAAACGGGCCGAGCAAUUCUGGCUGUCUUAUGUCCAGCGGAGAGCUUUCAAGGUCGAAUUCAAAACUUUGCAAAAGACUGCCACGAUUUCAAAAAGGAGUUCCUUCCGAACUUUUGCUUCAUUCUUAGGAGAAGAUUCGGUACUCCGGCUUGGCGGGCGGUUGCGACACUCCGCUCUUAGCUACGAUGAGCAACAUCCCGUAAUCGUGCCGCGCGGACAACUCGCUUACUUUCUAAUCGCUCAAGCUCAUAAGAGUACACUCCACGGUGGAGUUCAAAUCGUGCUGCGCACCCUUCGUCAGAAUUAUUGGUUAAUGGGAGGGCGAAACUCCGUCAAGGGAUAUAUAAGACAAUGCAUCCCGUGCGUACGACACUCGGCUAAACUUUCGAGCCAAUUCAUGGGAGACCUCCCGUCUCCACGCGUCAAUCCGUCUUCUCCAUUUGCUCAUACGGGGGUGGAUUAUACUGGUCCUUUCUUAGUCACGCCGUUCGUUGGCAGAGGCCAAAAAACCAGAAAAAAUUAUAUAGCUUUGUUCAUCUGCCUCGUCACGAAAGCAAUCCACGUAGAGCUAGUCGAAGACUACUCUAGCGCUGGGUUCCUCGCCUCCUUUCGGCGAUUUGUGAGCCGAAGGGGCUUGCCGUCCAAGCUAUAUAGCGAUAAUGGAACGAACUUCCACGGGGCUGACAAGGAAUUGAACGACGCGUUCAGCGCCUUGAUGAAGGAUUCGUCACUGCACGACAUCCUUGCAAAUGACAAAAUUGAAUGGAACUUCAUUCCGUCUGCGGCUCCUCACUUCGGUGGGCUAUGGGAGGCGGGAAUCAAAAGUCUCAAGUCGCACUUAAAACGAGUCGCCGGUUCACGAACUCUGUCACAGGCCGAAUUCGCGACGUUAUUAUGCCAAAUCGAGGCGUGCUUAAAUUCUCGUCCGAUCGCGGCAUUAAGCGACGAUCCGAGUGACCUAUCGGCACUCACUCCGGGUCAUUUCCUGAUCGGGCGCCCCAUAAUUGCGAUACCGGAGGAGUCAGUGCUCGAAAGUAAUGCGAAUCGACUCUCGCGAUGGCAGAUGGUCCAUUCUUUAGUCGAACAGAUUUGGCGCUCGUGGUCGCAAGACUACUUGCACUCCCUGCAGCAGCGGCGUAAGUGGUCGGAAAAAACGUCUUGUUUUCGCAUAGGAGAACUCGCCUUGUUGAAGAAUCCCUUGCUCCCUCCGAGCAAGUGGAACCUAGCGCGAGUCACGCAGAUUCAUCCCGGCUCAGAUGGACUCGUGCGAGUAGUUACGGUGAGAACUGCGAGCUCGAUCCUGAAACGACCAAUUACGCUACUGUGCCGGCUGCCAAUCAAUAGCAAUAUUUGA